AUGGGCAAAAUACAAGGAGCUACUCUUCUUUACUCAGUUGCAUGCUUUGCUUCGCUGGGACAAUUUCUUUUUGGAUAUGAUCAGGGAGUCAUGUCUGGAAUCUUGGUCAAUGAAAGCUGGCUCGCAAUAUUUAACCAGCCAAAUGCGACAAUGCAAGGCCUAGUGGUAGCCAUCUUUGAACUCGGUGCUUGGUUUACUGCCUACCCCGCAAGUUGGGUGAUGGAUACAUACGGCCGUAAAUGGACAAUUAUGGUCGGAUCGUUGAUUUUCAUUGUCGGUGGUGUUCUCCAGACAGCAGCUAGUAAAAUGGUGGAGUUAAUGUUUGGUCGACUGAUUGCUGGCUUUGGUAUCGGUUUUCUCAGUACUGUCCUACCUGUUUACACUGCUGAACUCAGUCGUGCCCAUAAUAGAGGUCGUGUCACCGUCUUGGGCAUGUCUGUGAACAUGUUCGGUUAUAUGUCAUCAGCCUUUAUCGAUUACGGUUUUUCCUUUCUUCAAAGCGAAUGGUCUUUCCGUGGCCCACUUCUCCUACAAUGUGUGUUUGCAGUCAUCCUCGCUGCUGGCUGUCUGGCUCUCCCUGAGUCUCCUCGCUUCUUGGUUACCAAGGAAAAAAACGACGCUGCCCUGCAAGUUCUGGCAAAUCUCCAUGGAAAGCCUAUGACUGACCCAACCGUUUGCAGAGAACAUAACGAUAUCAUUGAGGCUGUUACUUAUGAACGCACUCUUGGAGAGGCUAGCUGGCUGGAAAUGCUCACUGUUCAUAAACGCCGUUCUUUUAUAGCUAUUGCUGUUCAAGCCUUUGGCCAACUUCAGGGCAUCAACAUUGUCACUUACUAUGCACCAAAAAUGUACGAAACUGUCCUAGGAAAGGGAAACAUUACUAUUCUCUUUGCUGGUUUUACGGCCCUUGUUUAUUUUGUUGGUGCACUUGUUGCUGCUGUUCUGGUUGACAAAGCCGGUCGUCGUCCUUUGUUUAUGGGAGGAAGUCUGACUAUGAUUGUCUGGCUGAUCCUGAUGGCUGUAUUCAACAAGGUCUCCCUUGGUCUCACAUCUGCUAUCCUUGUGAUUGUAUUCACUAUGAUUUAUGUGUUUACUUUUGGCGUAACUUGGGCAUGUCUUGACUGGCUCUACCCUGCCGAAAUCUUUCCUAUGCGCACAAGAGCCAAGGGUAUGUCUCUUGCUGUUUCAUCAAACUGGUUGUGUAAUUUUGCGGUUGGUCUUUGGACCCCUCCUCUUCUUGAGAAGAUUGGUUGGGCCACUUAUCUCUUUUACGCUGCCUGGUGUUUAGUUGCUUUGGUAGUCGUCUACUUUACUUUUGUUGAGACAAAGGGCAAGUCCUUGGAAGAAAUCGACGAGAUAUUUGGUUGUGGAAAACCUUUAGAUUCAACCUCUUUUUCCAGCUUUGAUCGUUCCAAUGAUUCUAUGGAUCAAAAAACAAAGAACGAAAAGCAUGCCAAUUAA
Messenger RNA from Phycomyces blakesleeanus NRRL 1555(-), 1461 nucleotides. RefSeq lists its product as hypothetical. Gene Ontology annotation, molecular function: carbohydrate:proton symporter activity. Lineage: Eukaryota; Fungi; Mucoromycota; Mucoromycetes; Mucorales; Phycomycetaceae. The transcript is spliced from 8 exons. Gene Ontology annotation, biological process: carbohydrate transport; transmembrane transport. Gene Ontology annotation, cellular component: membrane. The record is from RefSeq and is a predicted model, not a curated record. The coding region runs from base 1 to 1461 and encodes 486 amino acids.